CUUAGUCACAGGACAGAUUUUGACACAUUUGGGGCGUAAUGGCUCUGGCUGUCGCGAGGCAAGCCGGCUACCGCGACAGCUCUCGCUCGCCUCGUCAGAAGGGCAUUGAAGAAGACGACGAGACAUCUGGGCCAGAUGGCCUUCCUGGCCCCAAGCCUGGUUUUACGGCCCAGAUGAGGCUGCAGAGGGAUUUUUUAGCUCAGUUUGCGAGGCCAGAACCGCCACCGUCAACUCAAAGGUCUGCUGUGCUCCGUGAGGCAGCAGCUGGCUUGCCAGUGGACGCGGCAGAGGUCCUCCUGCUGAGACCCGGGCCUGGCCCUGCCACACCGUGGGCAUCGGCUGGCUUGCCAGCUAGCCUGGCCUGUGUCGCAGCAACUCUUCGCCUUUUUGCCCGUCUCAUGCCUGGAAGUGUUCCAGAAUCAGCGUGUGAUGACUUUUGCAGAGCCGCCGCAAAGACAGCUGUCACGCGCAGCCCUGAGCUGAUGGAGCUGGCUGGGCGCUGUGGCCUGCGCGCACAGGCACUUGCAUCUCCGGUCGAGGCUUUGCAGGACAUGGUGAAGAACAAUCUUUGUACCUGUUGCGUGCUGCUCGAGUCCUACGUCGGGGUUCAGGAAGAUCCUGCGACCGGUGAGGAAAUGGAGGAUGAGGUUGGAUUUCAUUGCCUUCUUGUGGUCGGCGGCGACCUUUUAGGACCUACCUACGUCACGUUUGACCCGUGGGGUUGCCGCGCAGGGGAGGUGAGCUUUGUGUCAGACCACGCCAUGAACUCCUCAUCGCCGAUUGGAUUCGUGCAAUUGAUGGCGCCGUUUGAUGCUGGCUGUGGAUCUGCAUAACAAAAUUGGAGGGCGU
Messenger RNA from Effrenium voratum, 849 nucleotides. Lineage: Eukaryota; Dinophyceae; Suessiales; Symbiodiniaceae. The record is from the annotation of a GenBank genome assembly.